Enterobius vermicularis (human pinworm) is the source of this 504-nucleotide messenger RNA. NCBI's taxonomy places the organism in Eukaryota, Metazoa, Nematoda, Chromadorea, Rhabditida, Oxyuridae. The record is from the annotation of a GenBank genome assembly.
AUGUUUUAUUUAUCUUGGACUUCAGAGAGCAUCGCCUACCUAUUCGACCCCUUUGGUAUUGGAAUGCCAAAGCUGUUCGAUAUGAGGCCAUUGCAAAUCCCACCAAUGGAAAAAAAGGAACAAAUUAUACAGAGUCUAAGUUGUUUUCAACUGAUAACACAUCUUCUUAAACCUCCGUUACGCUUGAUAAGUGGCGUAUUUAUAGAUUCAAUAGUCAAAAUUAAUUGUAAGCGUGCUUGGCAAUACGUGACAUGCAAAGAGACAAUUCCCGAAGAAAGCUACAAGAGACCGGACAGUUCAUUACCGAUUCCAAGAAGAAAUGCAACGAUAGAACUUCUACUUCUCCUUAUACAUAAUGGCUUAAAGCUGGCAUUUUAUACAGAAAUCAGUUUCUUGAAAAGUAAUCACGCGCAUUCAGCAUCAAAUACUGCAAAACGACGUGGUUUUACAUGCGCGAGAAUCGUUGAUCAAUCAGACCUUUUGCUAAUGAAUCUAAACAUUUGA